This is a messenger RNA of Eriocheir sinensis (Chinese mitten crab), 3675 nucleotides long. RefSeq names its product mediator of RNA polymerase II transcription subunit 25-like. The transcript is spliced from 17 exons. Bases 165 to 2801 code for a protein of 878 amino acids. Gene Ontology annotation, biological process: positive regulation of transcription by RNA polymerase II. NCBI's taxonomy places the organism in Eukaryota, Metazoa, Arthropoda, Malacostraca, Decapoda, Varunidae. The record is from RefSeq and is a predicted model, not a curated record. Gene Ontology annotation, cellular component: transcription regulator complex; mediator complex.
AACGCUGGCGCCGAGCAGCCCCACGCAGAGCAGAGGUGUCAACACAACACAGGUUUUCCCGGAGGAGGCAGCAGCAGGAGGCGCCGCGGGGACCAGCCUGCUGACACCCCCGGGCAUGACGGUUCUUUCCCCGUGAGGCGCCGCGCCGUGCCCCCGCCGUCACCAUGAAUUUGGACCGGACGGACAUCGUGUUCGUGGUGGAGAAGAGCGUGUCCAUGAAGACCUACCUGCCGGAGCUGCUGGAGGCCUACGUGACGCCCGCCAUCUCAUUGUUCGGUGGAGGCUUAUCAGAAGAGUCCGAUGUAUUCUUCACACAGAGUAGCAUGGUCCAAUAUGCUUCGGUCUUCUACGGCACCGAGCUCUCCCUCAUAGGGGCAUGGGGGCAGGUGGAGUGCUUCGGCCCCACCUGCUCCGAAGCAGAGAUCCUUAACUCUAUUAAGAAUGCACGCUACACUGGCAAGAACCUGACCAGACAAGCGUUUAUCUUGGAUGGCCUUCAAGCUGCUCUGAACAUGUUUGACACCAUGAAGCAGCGCAGUCCCACUGGGGAGAAUGUGCAAAGGUGUUGCAUCCUGGUGACCCAGAGCACACCCAUGAGCAACCCCUGGUCCCCCACCAACCCAGAGAAGGUCAUCCUGGACCUCAAGAGGAAUAAGAUCCAGCUGUCGGUGGUGUCGGCCCACAAACUAGUGGAGCUGUACUGCCUCUUUGAUGCUGCUGGAGGAGACCACCAAGCCACCCUCAACAAAAACUAUGCCAGCAAACCCCAGCACUUGGUUCUCCUUCAGGGCUUUAGAACCUUGGUCUCCAGUUUACAGGAACGAGCGCUGAGCCCCUCGUUGAUGGUGUACUCCCAGAACACCUCCGUAGCCACACCCCCAGCCGCACCCACUGCCCACAUGCAGACACAAGGGGUUAACGUGCCCACACAGCCUGGCCCAGGACCAUCCCCAAACCCCUUAGGUCCUGGGGCCACCACUCCUUCCCCGGGCCCUGUCACUGGGGGGUCUCCAGCUCCACCCCAGCCUAUUCAUGUAUGUGUCGGCAAGAUGGUUCGGCCUGGCUCUGUGAACCCCAUGGUAGUGAACCCCUCACAGCCCUGUGGCCACCCCAACCCCCAGGGAGUGGCUGUGGUUCGGCCGCCCAUGAUGCAGAGAAUGAUCAACCCCUCCAGACCACGCUGGCCCACAGACAACGUUACAGGAGGCACCAACACGCCCCCCAUGAACACUUGGCUCGCCCCCAACCCGCGGCCGCAGGUAUUAUCUUCCAUGAUGCUGAACCAGCAGCCACAGCCGCCAGUCCCGCCCGAGGCCAUGGGGCCUAAGCAGCAGCAGCAGCAGCAGCAGCACCCUACAUCCAUGCCAAAUGUCGACGCCAGCAUGAUCAACAGCAACAUCCAAGGCCAAGGUCCACAACAGCCCCAGAUGUCUGUAGGCGUAGCUGGCAUCAACCCUGCCAUGAACACCCCCAACCAGCGGACGGUGGUGUGGCAGGGCACGCUGGAGUGGCAGGAGAAGAAAAACGACAACAACAGCAGAGUGGUGCAUCAGGUCACCUGCAGAAUGACCUCCUUGGUGGUUAAUGGGGAGCCUGAAGUCAAAGCAGACCACUGGGCCACCACCCUCAUAAUGCAGAUGAUCCCCAAGCACAUCCUGGGCUCCAUUGGCAACACUUUCUUCAAGAACGUCAAGACCGUCAUGUUCCUGCCCGACCAGAGCCACGCCCUCGAGAUCCUCACCAACUUCCUCUUUCGUGGCAUGGCCGGGUGUGUCCAUGUGUCCCAUCCUUCACCACACCCAUCACCACACCAGCAGAGUGAUGUCAAGGUGAUCAUCCUUCUCUACUCCAGCGAGAAGAAAGCCUACGUGGGCUUCGUCCCCAUUGACCAGCUGUCUUUUGUCAAUAAGAUCAAGAGUGUCAUCCAAAAUGCCCGCAAAACACAGACCACAAACAACAUGAUGGGGGCUCCCACGGCCGGCCCCAGCAUCCAGGGAGCCGGCACUCCCCACAUGGUAGUGCCAGGGAACACAGGCCUCCAGUCACUCCCCUCCGGGGCUGCAGGUUCUGGCAUGAAUGUGAUCUCUACCCAGAGCAUGAUCAUCCACAACAACCCUCAACUGACUCAGGCCCUCAGCCAGCCCAUCAGUCAAGGUGGCACCAACUUGCUUGGGGCAAACCAGAUGACCCAGAUAGCAGGUGGGGGGGUAUCCCAGGGACCUGGGGGGCCAACCAGUGUGCAGAUGACCCCUGGCCAAUCAGUCCUGGCCACUCAGCUCACCACACGGCCAACACUCAACAUACAACAACAGCAACAACAGCAGCAGCAACAACAACAACAGCAAACAGAGUUAUUGCAAAUGAGACAGAAUCAGCAGCAGCAACAGCCACAGCAGCAACAGCACCACACACUGCGGCAGCAGGUGCACCAACAACGACCUGGCCUGACCAUGAACCUGGGCCAGCCAGGGCCAGGUGGGACACCUACCCUGGGCCAACCACGCAUGAUGCAGCCCAUGCAAGGCACCGGCCUCAAGCAGCUCCUCCAGCAGCAGCAACAUGUGAGGCUUCAGCACCAGCAACAGCAGGUGCAGCAGCAACAGCAGCAGCAGCAACACAUUAUUAUGAUGCAGCAGCAGGGCAUGAGGCCACAGAUGGCAGGGCAGCCCCAGCAGGUGAUGGGCCAGGCCAUAGGGCAGCAGACCCUAGGCCAGCAGACUCUGGGCCAGCAGAACAUCAGUCAGCAAGGGAUGGGUCAAGCACUGCAAGAUGGGUCAGAUUAUAUUGGGGACUUAUUGUAAACAGGUGCAUAGAUAUAUACAUAUUUGUUUUUUACAAGCAAAAGCUAAGUAUUCUUCCACCAGGGAACUUGGUGCUGCUCAUUGGGUGUAGUACACUGUAUCUGUGACUCCACCACCUGUGCUGCGCACACACACACACACACACACACACACACACACACACACACACACACACACACACACACACACACACACAGACACACCUUGCUGGCUGAGUCACGGCAGCACAAAUAGUGUUGCUGAGAACUUUGACAAAAAGGAAAGUAUUUGGUACAAGAAAUCUCAGUAUUAUUGAUCUAUACUGACCUUUCUGAUUUUCUUUGUGUACAAAAGAAACAAAGACUGUACAUACAUGAAGUAAUGCUUGCUUGAAGAGCAGAUGUACUUGUUUCAAUAUGGCCACUUGAGAGUAACAUCCAUCACUCAUUACCUCAUGUGAAUUAAGUUGAAUUAAUUUCUGUUCAAAUUUUGACCAUUUGAGCCAAAGAGCCAAAAGUGAGUUUACACAAAACUCAUGUUUUUGGCAUCUCAACCAUUUAUGUCCACAAUUGUCCUUAGUAAUUAAGUAAUGCAGUGGAUGGUGAUGCCUUUACUGUUGAUGAAAGAGAACAGUGUGGCAGAUAUUUAGGAAUAUGGUUUUACAAAUUCUGACAAUUUUACAGUUGUAUAAUGUGCUCUAAUCAUUAAUAAACUUGACUCUUCCAACUUCAGGCAAAAAGGUCUACUUUUCACGACUAAUUAAGUAUCUCAAGCAAAAUAUUUUUUUAUAUUCCUCUCAUGUGAUUGUUUUUACCUUGAGCUUAUAUUUAUUUCCAUAUAUUUUCUUAUAUAGUGGUAGGUUAUUUGUAUAACUUGAUCAAACAAAAUUUACUGU